Pisolithus orientalis is the source of this 1467-nucleotide messenger RNA. RefSeq lists its product as uncharacterized. The record is from RefSeq and is a predicted model, not a curated record. The transcript is spliced from 9 exons. Lineage: Eukaryota; Fungi; Basidiomycota; Agaricomycetes; Boletales; Pisolithaceae. The coding region runs from base 1 to 1467 and encodes 488 amino acids.
AUGAAAGACUUUGUGUUGUGUGCAUGCUACAUUGAGAAGGAGAAGUGCCUCGUGAGAAAGUUGAUGGAUCUCCCCAACAAUUCCAUUGUAAAUCCUCUUGCACCUCUGCCCACUCAGCAGAAAAAGGGUGUGGGCCACAGUGCUGGCCAGAAUGCAAAACCGAAGUCCAAUGUUGCCCCACCACCCUAUGUGCCUCCCAUUGUGAAUGGUCCUAGCCCAGCUGAUAUGCCUCCAAAUCCCAUCCCUCAGUCUUCAACAGCAGUAGCAACACCUGUCUUCCAUCAGCACCCCACAGACUCCCAUCACUUUGGUUUCAGUGUUCUGGCUCAACAGCCAGGUCAUAUCAUGCCUCCCAGGAUGGAACCUGACCUUCAAGUGCUCAAUAAUCCUUAUAUUGCCACAAUUCAGGGAGACCAAGUUCCCAGUAAUACAUCUCAUCUGCCAACACCCCAGCCCAACUACCAGUCUUGGUUUAUCCCCCACCAGCCACCUGCUACCAUCCCUGACUCUUGUAUUGACCCCUCCCUUGAUAGCUUGCUCUCAUCAAGACAAACUUUGGCAACUGCUGACAUUCACCACAAGAGUUUGGAGAAGCUGUCAUCAGAGGGCUCCUCAGAAGAGGAGUUGGAGUCCUUGAGUAGUAACCCAUUGGACACAGAGGCUGGUGAGGUCUCUGGCAAUGAGUCCAACAAAGAUGAGGACAAUGCAUUUGGAUGGGGUGCAAAGAAUCUUAGGCAAUCAACUCAUCCUGGUACAUGUCAGAGCUUACAAUCCAAGGACAAGGCUCAGCCAGAGGGUUCCCAACAUGGUGCUGUCAUCGACAUUCUUGAAUGCCACCAUCACACUAACAGCUGUCCUUCUGUUCCUGAUCAUGAUCUUCUGACCCUUGUGCAUGACUCAGUCAACGAAGUAUCUCAGCGCACCAGAGCCCCUUGUAACUCCAAGAAAGCUAAGGAUGAGGGCCCAUUGCCUUCACAACUGAGAUUUUACAAGGCAGUAUGGAAGGACUGUCUCAAAGAUGCUAAGCAAGAAUGCAGGGCUGCACAUCCACUUUCUAACCUGUUCCCAUCGAAAUCUCAUGACUUCAACCUCUCCAUAAUGGAGGUGCUCAUCACUGUCAUCAUUGAGUGGAAUCAAUGCAGUUACUGGCCUGACCACAAGCAAGAUAUGGCAUGCCUCAUAAUUCCCCUUUCCUGUCUGGCUCUCAUAGCAGCUGCAUAUCAUUGUGUGUUGGAUGGAUUUGUGAAGAAUGGCACAGGAAAGACAAUGCCUCAAUUCUCUGGCAAGGCUUACAUUUCCAUUUUCCAUGGCAUGAUGAAGGUGCUGAAUGACAUCCUUCAUAAUCCCUAUCAUGGUGUGAGGUUGUGUGAUCAGCUUUCUCAGUGGGUGAAGGAAGGAUGGGCUGCACUGAAAGAGGUUGAUUCAAAUGUAGAGAGGUACCAGCACAUUCAGGCAGUCCUUGAUUGA